AUGGCCGGAAGAGUGGUGAGUUUCAGAUCAUGUCUAGAUUAAUUCGGGUAUUCCGAAGGUGAAACCGUCUUCUGCACUUCUGGAAAUAUUCAAAUCAUGGCAAGGCGGUGCCAUCCGUGUAAACAGAAACGAAGGUUUUAAAACGAGACUCGACGUCAUUCUGGACCGUCCCGAAAAGAAUAAUUGUCUCUCCGGAAUAAUGAUGGAGCAGUUUGGAGAGCAUUCCGAGGUCGGCAACUCUGAUUAUUCAUCAAGAAAAAUCAGUUAACCUUUUUCAGCAGUUUUCGAGUGAUCAGAAUGCCGUAAUCGUCAUUUCGGGCGUUGGAAAGUCAUUCUGUUCUGGAGCAGAUCUCGGGCUUAUUAAAGAUGUUGGAAGUCAUGAAUGGUCCCACCGAUGUACUUUUCAAUUUCGCAGAUAUCGGACCAAGGGCUCGGAGUGCAAAUGUUCGAUUACAUGUCGUCCGUCCUCUCCACUCUCCACUCUUCUCCCGCCAUUUCCAUCGCCAAAAUCCACGGACAUGCUCUUGGGGGAGCGACUGAAAUCUGCUCUUCCGCCGACAUCCGUAUCGCCCAUUCUUCCGCCAAAAUAGCCUUUUUCCAAUCGAAAAUGGGCAUCGUUCCGUCGUGGGGUGGAGCCGAAUAUUUGGAGAAAAUAAUGGGGAGAGGACGGGCUCUCGCGGCAAUGGGACGCGCCAACGUGAUGACGGCGGAGGAAGCGAACCGUAAUGGAUUCGUGGAUUAUGUGUACGAGACGGAGGAGGAAGCCGAGGUAAUCGGGAUAAGUAGAGAGGAGAAAGAAAAUACAAUUCAGGGCUUCAUCAAGCAAGUGGCGAGCAGCGGACUCGAAGUGACGAGGGCUCAGAAAGCGAUGCUGAGAGCGGUAAAGGAGGGAGGGGAGGCUCAGAAGAAGGUGCUCGAGGCAGUUUGGACUGGGGAGACACAUCGGAAGGCACUUCAGAAGCAGUUGGAAGCUGUCGUCAAAAAGUAA
Molecule: messenger RNA, 988 nt
Organism: Caenorhabditis sp. 36 PRJEB53466
Lineage: Eukaryota; Metazoa; Nematoda; Chromadorea; Rhabditida; Rhabditidae
Source: the annotation of a GenBank genome assembly